GCAUGUUAGAGAGCGUGAUUUGGCGUCAUGGAUAUGUACCCUGAAAUAGCAUCAGUACCAAUCUUCAACUCAUCGAUCCUCUCUUUACGAUUUCUGGUCCCAUUUUUAUCUUACCCACAUGCCCCUCAUGCCAUACCCCACCCCGAUUGAAACCCGAAUUAGAAACAACUCCUCCCGCUCUCGACGGUACGCUUCUUCCUCAAACCACGGGAUAGAGCGUCACAGGCUACGCUGCCGCGCUCCACAUGUCAUAUGUCACGUCCGGCAUCGAUCGCGUCGCUCGUGGGAGCUAUGAAUAGGUCCAAAGUUGAUGGCGCGGCUCAAAUUCGCAACCCAUCACAUGAUCUCGCCGCUCAUCUCCCUCACAAGGUCGAGGCAGUGCAUACCACCUCCCACCCCGACAGCGCCGACUUCAGGCCACGAGAUGCUGGCAGCCUGCCUACGUACAUCAUUACGCCUCACCGUCCGCCUGAAUGGGCCACGAUCGAAAACCCUGAUCACAGCGGACCGGUCGAGACGUGGCGCCGUCGCGCGCAGGGGUCUCAGACCGUCGCGGGAUGCGUUGGGCGCCACCGUGAUGGUGGGUGGGCUUUGGGUGGAGGCGAACCCUGGAUCGAAUUAAAGUUAGAGGAAGUGGGGCGGGUGUGUUUCAGGAUUUGCGGUGACCCCUGGCGGGUGUGGAGGGGAGGAUGGGUCCCUAGAGUCCGUGGUUCGGCGCGGUCGGCACACGCAAGCUAAAUCGUCGCGUGGCAGCGGGAGAAGGUUGCUUAUGCUUAGAUAGGUAGGUACGUAUGUAGGAAUGUGAGAGUUGAUUGGACACACUGGCUUUUGUCGCGGACUAGAACGGAUAAGCAGC
Mytilinidion resinicola is the source of this 856-nucleotide messenger RNA. RefSeq lists its product as uncharacterized. Lineage: Eukaryota; Fungi; Ascomycota; Dothideomycetes; Mytilinidiales; Mytilinidiaceae. The record is from RefSeq and is a predicted model, not a curated record. The transcript is spliced from 4 exons. Bases 253 to 738 code for a protein of 161 amino acids.